AUGAGUGUACCCUCCGUGACGCUUGCCAGUGUCCUGCAGGUCAGGGGUGAAGCUCUGUCUGAGGAGGAAAUCUGGUCCCUUUUGUCACUGGCUGCUGAACGGCUCCUGGAAGACCUUCGAAAUGAUUCCUCAGACUAUGUGGUCUGCCCCUGGUCAGUCCUGCUUUCUGCAACUGGACAUGUUUCUUUCCAAGACCACGUUUCUCACAUAGAGGCUGUGCCAUUCAAGGCUCCUGAGCUGUUACAGGGACCAAGUGAGGAUGAACAGCCGAAUGUAUCACAGAUGCAUGUCUACUCCUUAGGGAUGACUCUCUACUGGUCGGCAGGGGUUUGUGUCCCACCAAACCAGCCUCUGCAGCUGCAAGAACCUAUGCACUCCCUCCUGCUGGCCAUGUGCGAAGACCAGCCUCACAGGCGGCGGCCACUGCAGGCAGUUCUGGAAGCUUGCCAGGUCCAUCAGGAAGAAGUGGCUGUGUAUCCAUCCCCUGCCAGUCUGCACAUCAGUCGGCUGGUGGGCUUGGUGCUGGACACCAUCUCUGAGGUGGAGAGAAGAGCUGUAGAGGAAAGUACCUGUGAAUGGCAGAGCAGAAGCUACUUGCUCAGGAAGAGGCUGCAUCAAGCUGGCAGUGACAGCCCCAUGAUCUGGGUCCCUGAUGGUCUGCAGCCUCACAGAGUUUCAGAGAGAAGCACAGAGACUCAGAGCUCCCCGGAGCCCCACCGGAGCCCCUCAGCACAGAGUCCCUGCAGCUGCAGUUUCUUUGUUAACAACACUCUUGCAGGUGUGGGUCCCUGUGACAGUAAGGAAGGCCUGCGGCGUGGCUCUGGGCCUGUGCUCUUGGCAGAAGCAGAACGUUCAUGGCCAGCAACAUCUUCUCCAAGGGGGUUCCUGCAAAGAAAGGGAAAGUACUCUAGGCCGGAGUUCAUCCUUCUGGCUGGAGAGGCCCCUGUGAGCCUACACCUGCCUGGAUCCAUUGUGACUAGAAAAGGGAAAUCCUACUUGGCCCUCAGGGACAUCUGUGUGGUACUGCUGAGUGGACAGUGUCUGGAGGUGAAGUGCGGCAUGGAGUCCACCGUAGGCGCUGUCUUCGCUGCUGUCAUGUCCUUCACUAACCUUGGGGAGACUACCUACUUUGGUCUGGCUUAUGUGAAAGGUAAAGAGUUCUUUUUCCUGGACAAUGAAACCAAAUUGUGCAAUGUUGCCCCAGAACGCUGGAGAGAGCAGCCCCUGAAGGCCUCCAUGUAUGCCUUCACACUCUUUCUGAGGAUAAAGUUCUUUGUCAGUCACUAUGGGCUGCUCCGGCACAGUCUGACCAGGCAUCAGCUUUACCUGCAGCUUCGGAAGGACAUUCUAGAAGAGAGACUGUAUUGCGACAGUGAGACACUGCUGCAGCUGGGGGUCCUUGCCCUGCAGGCUGAAUUUGGCAGUUAUCCUAAGAAGCAGAUGGAGAGUAAGGCGUAUUUCCAAGUUGAAGAUUACAUCCCAGCGAGGCUGAUUGAGAGAAUGACAGCGCUCCGGGUCCAAGUCGAAGUCUCAGAGAUGCACCGGCUCAGUUCUGCACCACAGGGAGAGGAUGCUGAGCUAGAGUUCUUGGGGGUUGCUCAGCAGCUCCCAGAAUAUGGAGUGCUGGUUCAUCAGGUUUUCCCUGAGAAGAAGAGGCCAGAAGGGGAGAUGGCCUUGGGGGUCUGUGCCAAAGGUGUCAUAGUCUACAAGGUGGAAACCAACAGCAGAAUUGCAGCAUCACAGUUUCCAUGGAGAGAAACUGGGAAGAUUUCAACUCAGAGAAAAAAGUUCACCAUCACCAGCAGUGUCACUGGAGAAAAGCACACAUUUGUCACUGAUUCGGCCAAGACCUGUAAAUACUUACUGGGCCUCUGCUCUGCUCAGCACAGGUUUAAUGCACAGAUGAGUUCUGAGCAGCCUCCUCAUCUUUUAAGUGGUCAGGAUAAGUUUUUACAGAUAGCCAACUUGAACUCUGCACACCAGGCCCAGGCCAACCCUCUCACUUGGAUUCAGAGACUGUCAAGCUCAGAAAAUGAGUUGUGUGUACCCAGGUUGCAGAAUGCUGUGGGAGGCCCACUGAGUGCAUCCCUGGAAAAUGUCAACAUGGAAAGCAGCAAGAAGACCAGGACAGAGGGAAUCAGAAGCAGCCCUUGCACUGGCCGAGAGCAGCUGGAGAACAUAGGUUUGAUCAAGAAGUCAACAGCUCAUGAUGUCUCUGGGCCACCUGUUCAGAGCCUGUGUGCAGGGCUACAAAAUAGCAGAAGAAGGAGCUGCACAGAAGAACCAGGCCCAGAAAUCGUGUGUGUGACACUGACGCGUGAUCCACAUCGUGGUUUUGGUUUUGUUAUUAAGGAGGGAGAAGAUGCAGACCAAGCUAAUCCUGGCAUUUUCAUUUCGUCUCUGAUGCCUGGGGGACCAGCAGAAAAAACUAAAAAGAUCAAACCAGGAGGGAGGAUCCUAGCCUUGAAUCAUAUCAGCCUGGAGGGCUUUACAUUCAACAUGGCUGUUAAAAUGAUCCAGAAUUCUCCUGGCAACAUAGAAUUAAUCAUUUCUCAGUCAAAAGGUGUUUGUGGAAAUAUCCCCAGUGAAGAAAAGAAUAGCACAGCAAAUUCUGGCAUAUUCUGUACAGACAUCUUGAGAAAUAGGCAUGGGGUACGUAUGUCACUACACAUAAAUAACCAGGACAGAAACAUUGAAGGACAGGAAAUGGUUCAGGUGCAGAGCUCAUUGCCCAGCCAAGGGCCUCCACUCAACCUUCUACCAUUAAAGGGUGCUGAUUCUUGUCCUCCACCACCUCGAGAAUCCAAUGCUGGUGAAAUCUACUUUGUGGAGCUGGUUAAAGAAGGUGGAACUCUUGGAUUCAGUGUGACUGGUGGCAUUAACACAAGUGUACCCCAUGGCGGAAUCUACGUGAAAUCCAUCAUUCCUGAAGGCCCAGCUGCCAAGGAAGGACAGAUCCUUCAGGGUGACCGGCUCCUGCAGGUAGAUGGAGUAAGUCUAUGUGGCCUCACUCACAAGCAGGCUGUGCAGUGUCUCAAGGGCCCUGGGCAGGUGGCAAGGCUGGUCUUAGAGAGAAGAGGCCCCAGGACUGCAUUACAGUGUCUUUCUGCUAAUGAUAGGAUUGGAGAUGCACAUAUGGCUGUUUCCCUGGUAACAGCUGGGCCUGGCAGGCCUGCGAGCUGUGUCUCAGUGACAGAUGGCCCUAAGUUUGAAGUCAAACUGAAAAAGAACAGCAACGGUUUGGGAUUCAGUUUUGUGCAGAUGGAGAGAGAGAGCUGCAGCCACCUCAAGGGUGACCUCGUGAGGAUUAAGAGACUCUUUCCGGGACAGCCAGCUGAGGAGCAUGGUGCCAUUGCAGCUGGUGACAUUAUCCUGGCAGUGAACGGAAGGCCCAUAGAAGGGCUUGUUUUCCAGGAAGUGCUCCAUUUAUUGCGAGGGGCCCCACAGGAAGUCACACUCCUCCUUUGCCGACCCCCUCCAGGUGCACUGCCUGAGAUGGAGCAGGGAUGGCAGACUCCUGAACUCUCAACAGACCAAAGGUUUACCAUGGCAACCUGUACUGAUUCAGAGCAGAGCCCCAGCCUAGUUAAAGAGGGCAACUGGAGGGACAGUGCCUCCUUGGACACAGGGAAAGGCAUGGGUCCCAGACCAGAGUCGUUCCAUAAAGCUGUCAGAGGUGUGAAAGGGGACCGAGGCAGAGAGAGAUCCUGGGCUGGGUCCUUGAUGCUUCCUCUGGAGUCUCCUCCUCAUUUGUGCAAACUCCACCAAGAACCAGAGUCACCAAUAUUGACUACCUCUUUGGAAAAGGAUAUGAGGCAAAACUGCUAUUCCGUGUGUGAUAUCAGAAGACUUGGAAGAUUUUCCUUCCCAUCUUCUCUAACCAGACUUGCAACAGAGAUUUUCUGA
This is a messenger RNA of Nannospalax galili (Upper Galilee mountains blind mole rat), 3906 nucleotides long. It is a transcript of the gene Frmpd2, whose product is annotated as FERM and PDZ domain containing 2. The record is from RefSeq and is a predicted model, not a curated record. Bases 1 to 3906 code for a protein of 1301 amino acids. Gene Ontology annotation, molecular function: protein binding. The transcript is spliced from 28 exons. NCBI's taxonomy places the organism in Eukaryota, Metazoa, Chordata, Mammalia, Rodentia, Spalacidae. Gene Ontology annotation, cellular component: cytoskeleton.